Molecule: messenger RNA, 1331 nt
Organism: Mytilus trossulus (common blue mussel)
Lineage: Eukaryota; Metazoa; Mollusca; Bivalvia; Mytilida; Mytilidae
Product: hephaestin-like
Exons: 4
Coding region: 57-1220 (387 amino acids)
Source: RefSeq, a predicted model, not a curated record
AUGGACAAACGGUCGAUGCACUAACUGUUGGAAAUGGCGAGGCAGUCACAGUUACCAUGACACCAGACAAUGUUGGGGUUUGGUUUAUAAAAAGUGGUCAGACAAACUUACAAGAAGAUGGAAUGAUCGCUACGUACACUGUAAAAGACUGUGGAAUCAAAUCAUAUGUACCAAAGUCAAUACAGUCAGGUGGUAAACUAUGGAGAUAUUACAUAGCUGCUGUAGAUGUGGAAUGGGAUUUCUCUGAAAGGAAAAUUCAUCCUGUCACACUUGGAGAUAUGCGAGAUCCAAACACAGAUGGUAAUGUUUAUAUAAGAGACAACAGGGAAUUCAUUGGAACGAAAUAUAUCAAAGCGGUUUACAGAGAAUUUACAGACGGAUCAUUUAAGCAUUUAGUAAAACGAAGUUUUAGAGAUUACCAUCUGGGUGUAUUAGGACCUUUUGUCCGAGUUCAAGUUGGUGAUACCCUUGAAAUAGUAUAUAAGAAUAUGGUAAAUUUUCCAAACACAAUCAAUAUGAGGAAUCUUAAAGGCGAAAACCACAUGGUGCGUGAGCAAGCAGAAAAUGGAGUAGCACCUGGUAAAACUGCAACUUUUAGAUGGUAUGUUCCAGAGAGAUCGGGUCCUGGUCCGUUUGACCCGAAUUGCGUUGGCCGAUCCUAUGAUUCUACAACUAAUCCUCUAAAAGACUCGAAUACUGGCCUUUUCGGACCUUUGGUAGUUUGUAGAAAAGGAGUACUUGAUAAAGAUGGUUACAGGACUGAUAAUGUUGAUCGUGAGUUUGCUCUAAACUUUGAGACCUAUGAUGAAACAAAAAGUCACUUUUUCAAGUUAAAUACUCAUGUAUACGCACCUGGACGACAAGAUUGUAAUAAUCCUACUUUUGUUGAAUCAAACCAAAAACGUGCAAUUAAUGGUUUUAUGUUUUUCAAUACACCUGCAAUGAAUAUAUCUGUCGGAGAACAGGUUUCCUGGUAUAUUAUGUCAACUGGAGAUAAAGCAUCUCAACAUUCCGUUAAAUUCAAUGGACAAGCACUUACCAUGAAUGUGUUUGGUAACACCAAACGAACAAGUGUUAUAAGUGUUGAGGCAGGCACUUAUUAUACAGCAGAAAUGCUUGCUGACCAUGCCAGCACAUGGCUCAUUAGUAACCAUGUAGGUGAAAAUAUGUUUAAAGGUGCAAUGGCAAGCUAUACCAUCACCAAAGAUCCUGUUCCAUAAAUUCACUUAAGGUCAUUAACAAUUUAACUCAACAUUGGAGCAGCCAACAUAUGAACAUUUUUUCUUAUUUGUAAACUUUUACGGAAAAUAUUUCGAUUGAUCUAUAGAACG